GCCGCGCGUUGCAUUGUGGGGCGAGAGUCCUUCUUUGAGCUGCGUUCAUUGGCUCUUGUUGCCUCGGCCCUCUCCGCGCAGUGUCUUGUGGGAAGGGAGGCCUUCAGCUGUUGUGGUGGUGUCGGCGCUUGUCCUGACUGGAACUGCUGAGCGAAGAUGCCGGAGCGGGACAGUGAGCCGUUUUCUAACCCUCUGGCCCCAGAUGGCCAUGAGGUGGAUGAUUCUCAUUCUUUCCACCAGUCCAAGCUUACCAAUGAAGACUUUCGGAAGCUUCUUAUGACCCCAAGGGCAACACCGACAUCUGCCCCACCAUCCAAAUCUCGACAUCAUGAGAUGCCAAGGGAGUACAAUGAAGAUGAAGAUCCAGCUGCUCGCAGGAGGAAGAAGAAAAGCUAUUAUGCCAAGCUGCGCCAGCAGGAGAUUGAGCGAGAAAGAGAGCUGGCUGAGAAGUACAGGGACCGUGCCAAGGAGAGACGAGACGGCGUCAACAAGGACUACGAGGAGACAGAGCUGAUCAGCACAACGGCCAACUACAGGGCAGUGGGGCCCACUGCCGAGGCGGAUAAGUCAGCUGCAGAAAAAAGGCGGCAGUUGAUUCAAGAGUCCAAGUUCUUGGGUGGUGAUAUGGAGCACACUCACUUGGUGAAGGGUCUGGAUUUUGCUCUGCUGCAGAAGGUGCGUGCGGAGAUUGCCAGCAAGGAAAAGGAAGAGGAAGAACUGAUGGAGAAGCCCCAGAAAGAAACAAAAAAAGAUGAAGAUCCAGAAAACAAAAUUGAAUUCAAGACCCGUUUGGGCCGUAACAUCUAUCGGAUGCUGUUCAAGAACAAAGCAUAUGAGCGGAAUGAGCUCUUCCUACCAGGGCGGAUGGCCUAUGUGGUGGAUCUUGACGAUGAGUAUGCAGACACAGACAUCCCCACAACCCUGAUUCGAAGCAAAGCUGAUUGCCCCACCAUGGAGGCCCAGACCACGCUGACCACCAAUGAUAUUGUCAUCAGUAAACUGACCCAAAUUCUGUCCUACUUGAGGCAAGGCACUCGCAACAAAAAGCUCAAGAAGAAGGACAAAGGGAAACUGGAUGAGAAGAAACCCCCAGAGGCAGAUAUGAAUAUCUUUGAGGACAUUGGAGAUUACGUGCCGUCUGCGGCAAAGAUGCCACGAGAGAAAGAGCGGGAGAGGUACAGGGAACGGGACCGAGAGCGCGAGAGAGAGCGAGACAGGGAACACGAGCGGGACCGUGAACGGGACCGAGAGAGGGAGCGAGAACGUGAACGGGAGGAAGAGAAGAAGAGGCACAGUUACUUUGAAAAACCCAAAGCUGAUGACGAGCCAAUUGAUAUUGAUAAAGGACCAGGAUCAGCCAAGGAACUAAUUAAGUCCAUCAAUGAGAAGUUUGCCGGUGCCGGCGGCUGGGAAGGAGCCGAUUCAAUUAAAAAACCUGAAGACAAAAAACAGCUGGGUGACUUCUUUGGAAUGUCGAACAGCUACGCUGAAUGUUACCCUGCAACAAUGGAUGACAUGGCUGUGGACAGUGACGAAGAAGUCGACUACAGUAAAAUGGAUCAGGGCAACAAAAAGGGACCCCUUGGCCGCUGGGACUUCGACACCCAAGAGGAGUACAGUGAAUACAUGAACAACAAAGAGGCUCUACCCAAAGCGGCAUUCCAGUACGGAAUCAAGAUGUCUGAAGGCCGUAAGACACGCCGUUUCAAGGAAACCAACGACAAGGCUGAGCUGGAUCGGCAGUGGAAGAAGAUCAGUGCUAUCAUCGAGAAAAGGAAGAAGAUGGAGGCUGAUGGGGUUGAGGUGAAGAGACCAAAGUACUGAAGUUCCCUUGUGCGCCUGGCCGUUCCUGUUCUGUUCCUGAAACUUGGCUGUACUGGACAUGUGUGUGGCCUUGAGGGAGAGUUUAGCCCUUCCUGUCCCCCUUCCCUGCCGGAGCGUCCCCUGCUCUGAGGACUGAGCAGGCCCUUUGGGAGGAGGAGGAAGCUUCCGAUGCCGCUGACAAGCUUUGAAGGCCACACGCCCAUCUCUUGGCUCGGCUGCAGCUCUGCGCAUUCCUCCCCAGACUGCAGCUUGGGAUUCUGUGACUCGUAAUCCUUGCAGAAUCAAUAAAACCUGUAUUAGCACCUGCCAGAUGUGAUGUUAUAAUACUUGAUGAGCAGCAUCGUCACUAGACUGCUGUUGGAUGGAAUUAGUGGUAGAGGGAAGGAAGGCUGCUUUGGGAAGAGGACUUUUUUGUGUGUGUCCCUUUAGCAAAUGAGUACUCGAAUAUAUGUAGGCACUUCCUGUUGCAUCCUCUGUAGCCAAGGAUUUCCGGUGGUCUUUUACUCUUCUUACUGAUUUCGUUAUGUAAAUCCCACCGUUCUCCUUAGUGGGGGCUCAUAGUGGCUUACAGCAUAGUUCUUCCACUCACAACCCCCUCCCCUGAGGUAGGUUAGGCCAAGAGUGAGCUACUGGCCCAAGGUUACCCAGUGAGCUCCUGUAGCAGAGUGGGAAACUGAACGUGGGUCUGAUGCUCUGGCAUGCUUUUGUGGUUCGAGUAUCGGACUAGGAUCUUGAGAGGCCUAGAGAUGGUAUGAGGCUAAAAUGGAGGAGGAGAGAAUGCAGUGAGCUACUUUGUAUCCCCAUUGGGGGAGGAAAUGUAUAUAUUAAAUAACUACCCCAAGAGUGCCAUUCUGUAUAUAUUAAAUAAGUACCCCAAGA
Molecule: messenger RNA, 2703 nt
Organism: Heteronotia binoei (common prickly gecko)
Lineage: Eukaryota; Metazoa; Chordata; Lepidosauria; Squamata; Gekkonidae
Gene: IK
Product: IK cytokine
Exons: 20
Coding region: 157-1824 (555 amino acids)
Biological process (GO): mRNA splicing, via spliceosome
Cellular component (GO): nucleus
Source: RefSeq, a predicted model, not a curated record